UUAACGUCCAACCGGAUGAUACCCGGUCCCAGCAUUCAAGUCUGCGAGAAUGACAAAGUCGUCGUUGAUGUGGAGAAUCACAUGGAGGGCAUGGAGGUCACGAUUCACUGGCACGGCAUCUGGCAGCGAGGCUCCCAAUACUACGACGGUGUGCCGUUUGUUACCCAGUGCCCCAUUCAGCAAGGAAAUACCUUCAGGUAUCAGUGGACAGGAAACGCGGGUACACACUUCUGGCACGCCCACACAGGCCUGCAGAAGCUGGACGGUGUCUAUGGCAGCGUUAUUGUCCGCCAGCCCCCGUCGCGGGAUCCCAAUUCGCACCUGUACGACUUCGAUCUCACGACCCACAUCAUGCUAAUCAGCGACUGGCUGCACGAGGACGCGGCCGAGAGAUAUCCGGGACGUCUGGCCGUGAACACUGGCCAGGAUCCCGAGUCCCUGCUCAUAAACGGCAAAGGCCAAUUCCGUGACCCAAAUACCGGUUUCAUGACGAACACACCUCUGGAAAUUUUCACAAUUACACCUGGCCGCCGAUACAGAUUCCGCAUGAUUAAUGCCUUCGCGUCAGUGUGCCCAGCGCAAGUCACAAUUGAAGGACACAGCCUAACUGUCAUAGCCACUGACGGAGAACCCGUCCAGCCCGUACAGGUCAACACGAUCAUAUCUUUCUCAGGUGAACGGUAUGAUUUUGUGAUAACAGCUGAUCAGCCUGUGGGAGCCUACUGGAUUCAGCUGAGAGGUCUCGGGGAGUGUGGCAUCAGGAGGGCGCAGCAGCUUGCCAUAUUGCGCUAUGCCCGAGGACCCUAUCAGCCCGCCUCGCCGGCACCCACCUACGACGUCGGCAUUCCGCAAGGAGUGGUAAUGAACCCACUAGAUGCACAAUGCAAUAGAAGACGUGACGAUGCCAUUUGCGUGAGCCAACUCAAAAAUGCCCUCGAAAUCGAUCGUGGUAUUCUGCAAGAGAAGCCAGACGUGAAGAUUUUCCUGCCCUUCCGCUUCUACCUCUACCGGCCCGAGGAGCUCUUCCAGCCCAACACCUACAAUAGGUUCUUAGUUGCCCCAACUGGAGAUCAUGUAAUUUCGCUGAUUGACGAAAUUUCCUACCUCUCUGCACCGGCGCCUCUGCUCUCUCAGUAUGAUGACAUCAAUCCUGAACAGUUCUGUAAUGGCGACAAUAGGCCAGCCGACUGCGGUCCAAAUUGCAUGUGCACUCACAAAAUUGAUAUUCCUCUCAAUGCAAUUGUGGAAGUUGUUCUCGUUGACGAAGUUCAACAGACCAACUUGAGCCAUCCUUUCCACCUGCACGGCUACGCGUUCAACGUGGUCGGAAUGGGACGAUCGCCCGACAGCACUGUGAAGAAGAUCAACCUGAAGCACGCCCUGGAUCUGGACCGGCGAGGCUUGCUGCACCGAGAAUUCAGCCGGCCGCCCAUGAAAGACACCAUCGCCGUGCCAAACAACGGCUACGUCGUGCUGCGGUUUAGAGCAGACAAUCCAGGUUUCUGGCUAUUCCAUUGCCAUUUUAUGUUUCACAUCGUGAUCGGCAUGAAUCUGGUGGUUCACGUGGGCACGCACGCAGAUCUGCCGCCCGUUCCGCCCAACUUCCCGAAAUGCGGCCACCAUCUACCCCCAAUCAAGUUGCACUGAGAGCAACCGAUUUCCCACGUUCCGACGCGAGGCGAGAGUGAAACAACUCAUGAUU
This is a messenger RNA of Phlebotomus argentipes, 1702 nucleotides long. RefSeq lists its product as uncharacterized. Bases 16 to 1647 code for a protein of 543 amino acids. The record is from RefSeq and is a predicted model, not a curated record. Gene Ontology annotation, cellular component: plasma membrane. Lineage: Eukaryota; Metazoa; Arthropoda; Insecta; Diptera; Psychodidae. The transcript has 7 exons. Gene Ontology annotation, biological process: iron ion transport. Gene Ontology annotation, molecular function: oxidoreductase activity; copper ion binding.